CACUACGAAGGUACAUUUAAACAGAAGUGUGGAGGGGAGGCACGUAUAGACGAGGAGAAGGAGACACGCACGUAUUUUCAGGGACGACAACAACAACAACAACAACAACAACAAACUCUCCUAUCGAGGAUCAAUCAAGUAGCCUAACAUUUGUUGGAAAUUUCGUUUGGAGAUGUCUAACGUCCAGUUAUCGUGUAGCGCACUGGAGAGGCUGGUGGCCCGGAGGACCUUCCCUCUCCACCGGCGCACCAGCGUCUGCCGCAACCUCUUCGGCCCGGUGGAUCACGACGAGCUGAACCGGGAGAUGAAAACCAAACUUAAGGAGAUUUCCGAGAGGGACCAGCAGAGGUGGAACUUUAAUUUCGAAACCAACACCCCGCAGAAUGGGGAUUACGCAUGGGAAGAGGUGUCCUUGGAUAAGACCCCGGUAUUUUAUCAGGACUCCGUACAGACCGAGAGGACAAGGGUGACAGAGACGCCCGUCAAGCAGACACCCACCCCCUCGGACUCUCCUCUCCCGGAGACUCCGCGCAUGGAUGUACUGGAGCGCUUGGCCCUGCCGGAGGAGAGCAGCAGCACUCCCUGUCCGGCGCAGGUCAACCAGGAGAACCGUACAGACAAGCUGAACUCAGGGAGGUCGACUCACAGACAGGUCCCGUGUGCGAGACGUAAGAGGACUGCCACCCCCGAAAACAACACACACAUCACAGAUUUUUUCGUGAAACGAAAAAGGGCUGCUGACAGAAAAUCGAGUGACAUGAGUGCCUGCCACCUCUCAAAGUCUCCAAUCCCGUUGGAACAAACUCCACGAAAGAGGAUUCGUUGAAGGUGGUUUUUUUUAAAUUUUAUUUUGCACUAUUUGCCUGCGCAUGUUUUGAGGAUCAAGUGAGGAUAUCUUCUCGAUACUUCCAGAAGACCUCGGGUGACGCUGUGUAUGAGUGGGGAGACAUAAAAGCCCGGCCGGACGGCUGCUCCGACUCGCUGCGCCCCGGCGGAGCGCAGCCUGAACACCGGAGCAGACUCUCAGGACUGAACGGUUUGGGGGGGGAAAGAGGGCGGAAAAGGAGAGGGGAAAAACUUCGCCGAAUUACUUCUUAUCCAGUACAAAUGUAGCAUUGUUGCUUUGCAUACAGCCACUCGACAGUGUUAAAUGUUUUAACAUCUGUGCAAUCCUAAAUAACUUUAAAAAGAAUUGUCUACACUGGCCAAAAGUGUACAGCUUUAUAGAGACAGUAGCUUAUUAUUGUUUAUUUCUGUUUCUGGUUUUUCUGUAAAUGCAUAUUUUUAAGACUAUUUUAACUUAUAAUUUAUUUAUGUUUCUUGAUAUUUGUUAAAUGCCUUGUUGAUUUAGCCAAUGGGCAUACUUUUAUUUUAUACUAUUUUAUUAUUUGCAUUUUUUCUUUUUUUUUUGGUAUUUUGUGAUGUUUCUGCAAUCAUGUAGCUUCUCUAUAAUAGUCUACACUUGAAAAAAAAAAUAGAUGUCUUUGUGUUUCUGAGCCGUUUAUUUGUGUGUGUUUUCGUACAAGUGCCCUAAUGAUGUCUCACGAAAGAUGAGAAUAAAAUAUUUUCACUUCAACUUUAAA
Labrus mixtus (cuckoo wrasse) is the source of this 1583-nucleotide messenger RNA. It is a transcript of the gene cdkn1cb, whose product is annotated as cyclin dependent kinase inhibitor 1Cb. The transcript is spliced from 3 exons. The record is from RefSeq and is a predicted model, not a curated record. NCBI's taxonomy places the organism in Eukaryota, Metazoa, Chordata, Actinopteri, Labriformes, Labridae. Gene Ontology annotation, molecular function: cyclin-dependent protein serine/threonine kinase inhibitor activity. Bases 173 to 826 code for a protein of 217 amino acids. Gene Ontology annotation, biological process: regulation of cell cycle. Gene Ontology annotation, cellular component: nucleus.